Aspergillus niger is the source of this 318-nucleotide messenger RNA. RefSeq lists its product as hypothetical. The record is from RefSeq and is a predicted model, not a curated record. Lineage: Eukaryota; Fungi; Ascomycota; Eurotiomycetes; Eurotiales; Aspergillaceae. Bases 1 to 318 code for a protein of 105 amino acids. The transcript is spliced from 3 exons.
AUGGACAAGACUGUGUGGCUUUCAAGUACAUUUACAAAGUACUAUUACUAUCAGCCUCCUAGUCUGCCCUGGCAGCCACAACUUGGAGGUAAAGCAACCGGGCUCUCCGCACUCAGUGAUUGGAUAGCUCGGCCUAGUGGGCGCCUCCCAGGCAUUUCGGAAGGCCAUCGGUCGAUCAUGGACCUCCCCUGCCCAAUGGGACUUGAUCAUCAAGUUGGAGUCCGUGAGCAUGGGCGGAACCACCACGAAGCUUGCCAUUUACAUCGGGAUGUCGUGAUGGGGAUCCCCAGAUCUGAUGAUUCAUGGGGAGUCGUCUAG